CAGGCUGUGGAGAAGGCGCUGGCGGCCCCGGGUGUGCGGGACACGGUGCCGGGGCGACGGGACCUGCCUCGGACCGGACGGCACACGGGCUGUGGAAAGUAGAGGCCUCUGAUCAGAUGCAAACAGAAUCUUUACCUUCAUGUCCCAACACUGUGUCACCGGUGAGGUUAAAUAAUCUGAUCGGUUCUCCAAGGUUUGGAACAGUUACUCCAAAUCGUGUCUUUGUUGGAGGAAUUGAUUUUAAGACUAAUGAAAAUGACCUGAAGAAGUUUUUUGCUCAGUAUGGCAGUGUGACAGAAGUGAAGAUAAUAAAUGACAGAGCUGGAGUAUCAAAGGGGUAUGGCUUUGUUACAUUUGAAACCCAAGAAGAGGCACAGAAGAUUUUACAAGAUGCUAAAAAGCUCAACUAUAAGGAUAAGAAAUUGAAUAUUGGACCAGCAAUAAGAAAACAAGUGCGGAGUCCUAAUGCUCGUUCUGCUGUGACACCACAAGCUGGUACCAUGUACACAACUACUGCUGUAUCACCAGAAGCUGGUACAAUGUACUUGACCACUUCAAGUGGAUAUCCAUAUGUUUACCAUAAUGGAGUGGCUUAUUUUCAUACAUCUGAAGUCUCUCCUGUUCAGCAGCCAUGGCCAUCUCGCUCUGUUUCCAGUUCACCUGUGAUGGUUGCUCCACCUGUUUAUCAGUCUCCUACGUACCAUUAUCAGGCACCAACACAGUGUCUUUCAAGUCAGUGGCAGUGGUCUGUUCCACAGUCUCCUACCUCUUCACCUCCACUCCUGUAUCUGCAACCAUCUGAAGUCUUUUAUCAGCCAAUAGGAAUUAACCAGGAAGGUGGAUGUAUAUCUCCACCUCUCCUAAUGGAAGCUGCAGUUCCUGAGCUGUAUUCUGAUCAUGGAGUUCAAACACUGCAUCACCAGCCCUAUGUCCAGAGUCACAUAGCCAUGCCUGCAGCUUCCUUCCUGUGUGGCUGAGAUCCAUCAUCACCAUAACAGCUAGCAGCUGCCAGUUGUGGCAUUUGGGGAAUUGAGGUCACAUUCUGUGAGAAGAAAUGUUCUGCAUCAUUCAUCUGUGAGUCUGAAACCUCAGUGUGCAUGAAGUCAUCAGUUUCAUCCUAGAAAAGAUUACAGAAUGGAAGAUAAAACUUUACACUGCCUUCUACAGAUGUAAAACACUGGGGUUUUUAGAUAUGUAUUUUGCUAAAAUACCUGUCACAGGGAGGAGGGUAUGUUAUUCCUAACUUCUGACAUUUCCUUGCAGGUUCCCCAGUUAAAAUACCACUACUUUUUGUCAAGAAAUAGCUUGAAAUUUUGUAGUUUGGUCAGGUAAAAACACAUGAAAUAAUAAUUUUGUUUCUGCACUUCUUUUUUUGAUAAAAACCCUGUUUCAGGACAGGAGAGUGAUUUCUGAAACACAGACUGCUGUAUGUAUUCCAGUUACUAACCCAGACUGAAAACCAGCAUACAUCUACAAAAGAGAUAAUGUCACCUUUUAAUUUCUGGGUUACAUAAACUUAGUGAUACAUUAGUUAUGAAGUUGAAGCCCAUUUGCCACAUACAGCAUUUUUGUACUGUGGAUAAAAUCUAGUUAUUUAAAUCUAUGUGAAUUUCAUUUCCAUUCCAAAAUUAUUUGUCUAGCUUAAUUUUUCUUGCUAUCAGUAUUCUCUACUUUUAUAAGGUGUUUUACUUGUGUGUCAUUUUAGUGUUUGGAGUAAUAACUUUUUAAAAUAAAAUUUGGACCCCUAGUUGAAUAAUGAUUUGUUCACAUUCUAAUAAUUUUCUUGCAUAUGCAUUUGGUUUUAUGGUAUGUUUUUAGCUAUAGAAAAAGGAAUGAAUUGGCUACUUGAAUUAGAAAAAGCAAUGGAAAUUUCUUUGCUUCUUUGGGUUUUCUGUUGUCUGUAUGAAAAUAAGGAACUCCCUGGAAGUAUCACAAAUUGAGAUGAAGGACUACUUUUUUCCUUGAUUUCAGGAAAAUAAUUUUGGUUUUUGGUCAUGGUGUGUUGUUAGUUUAGUUUUUGUUUUUGCUUCUCCCCUCACCUCCUAGGGUUCCUUCUAUUCAUUACAAAAUCAGAUUCCCCAAAGGUUGAAAAUGCAGCCUCUGUAUUUACAGGAUUGCAAGGUAUGGCUUAUUGCUUCUGUAGCACUGAAGCCUUUAUUUUUGCUAUCUAAAAUAUCCUUGAGUUAUUCAACUUUACCUGUUUUGUAGUAAUUUGGGGGUUUUCUUUUUGUGUGGAUUUGUCUUGUUGGUACUUUCUUCCUUUUAAUCAUUCAGAGGUCUUGCCAAACAGACACUGUAGUCAGUGAAUAAUCCAUGUAUGAUAUGUAAAUGUCUUUAAAGAUUUCUUCUGCUGUUCAGUCAUACUUUAUGGUGUUCUUCAGGAAGAGAGUUGGAGUCCAGUUCUGGUUUUAUGCUGUUUGAAAUUGUUAGGAAAGGAGAUGCCAUGUGUUAGGUCUUUGUUGCCAGUUUCCUCAAGUGACUUUGCACCUUCUGCUAGGUAGAAAAAUGUACACAAAUAUAUUUUUAAUAGUUUCACUUUUUAACAAUUUAUUGCUGUAGCAGGUGUAGUAGAUUGUUUUACCAGUAAGUAUCAAAAGAAGUAUACCCUUGUUUUGGAGACAUGUAGAGCUCAGCCUGUUUUUGAAGGGGAAAGUAUUAAUUUGUUUUAGGUUCUCAUGUUUCUGAGCAAGUCUGUACCACUAAACACAUCUGUCCAGUUCUGUUUAAUUUUCACAUUUUAGAUCUCAUUGAUACAAAUUUAUCACAAAAAUCUUGGCUCAUCAAAGCCAAUUCAUUUCCAUGAAAGAAUUUUUACAUAGUAAAUGUUUUUUAAUUAAGUUUAGUCUCUGAAGGUACCAAAGAAAGAUUAUGUUCUGUUGGAGCCUUACUUCUUGUGUCAGGAAACACACAUUUGAGCCAGGAUUCUGGAGAUUUAGUCCUAAGCCUGUAUUUUUUAAAUCUGCACUUUGUUUACAAAUGUGAUUUGCCUGUUUUUAAUUGUGCUUCAGAGAUUCAAGGAGUAAAUUUUACAGUGAGUGCUAAUUUAAAAGAAGAGUGCUUAGAGGGAAGUCUCUUGAACUAAUUGCCUGAAAGUGUACAAAUACUGUGCAGUCACAUGUCAUCAGAUUGUGGCUCUACUCCAGACAGCCACAAAAUGUAGUUUAUUUUCUCUUGAUUGGUGCAGAUGUUAGAUUGUUGAUAAUGAGUUAAUCCCAUGGCCUUUGCUUCAGAGAUCACUCACUUUCUUUUUACUUGCAUGUGAACUUGAUUGUUUGUGAGGAUACUCAGUGUCAGGCACUUAACUGUCCCUGCAGUGUUCCCCUGUGGGGUGUGUAACAUCAGUCUGGAGGCACUGUUAGUUAGGAUUGUAUCUUCAGGUCUUAACAAAGCUUUGUUUUGGUUUGAGAGACUGAGAAGAAACCAAGUAGCUCUGAAUAUUGGUUUUCCUCCAGAAGCUGGCAGUCACUGUUGAAAUACUGAGGCCUUUUCAUUUAUAGUGUACUCAUCUUUGUUCAGAGUGCUUGCCAAGAGUGAUGGCAUGACAUCAGACAGCAGUGACUGAACCAACCUUCCAGGAGCUGAAUCUCCCUGUAGGCACUGUUGAGAUGGAACAGACUUAGCUGUGUGAAUCCCUGGAGUUGAAUUAAAUGUGUACUGGGGAAGAACUACAUUUCCUCAGUGCCUACAGUUGUGCUUUUUUGAUGUUCUAGCAUUCAUGACUUCUUGUUCCUUUACACUGCAGUCCUAUUCUGCUAGUUCAGCUUUCUGGAAUGUGGAGAUUCCCAUACUGUUAAACAGAAGUAGUUUAGUUAACUGUAGGUCCUCAGAUGAGGAUUUUGGGGGUUGGAGAAAGUUUUCUUGAUCUUCUGCAGUUUCCCACUGAUAAUAGUGAGGCUCCACACUCAUGCUAGGAGGGAAUGUAUCCCCAUGUGCCCUGUGGGCAUGCAGUAAUUGAUAGCAAAUCACCUUUAUGCAUUGGCUCUCACAUUCCCAUAUUAGCAAACGAAGUUAAUUUUCUGGCUCCCACCCCUUAGAAUUUAGGAGAACUGAUUGGUAUCUUCUACUGAGAACUAGUUGUUCUUUUUACUAAGCUAGCUGUUACAGUAUUUCUAGCAACUGCUGUCUGCUUAUGUUACAUUUCCUUUGUGGAAGGUUUGUUCUAGCAUUCUGUGUUUUAUUAACACUGGAUAAAAACUUGGACAGGCAGAAAGUUACUGCAAUUGUCUCUCAGGUAUUUUUGUAUAUCUGUUUGGCUAUUUUUUCUUGUAAAAUGUAGAAUUCUCUGGUUUGUUAGCAUUUUUGGUUCCUGCUUCAAAUCCUAGGCAACAGAAAUCUAUUUAUUGGUCCUGAAAACCUGUUCACAGUUUUCAUUUUAAAUUGGCAUUUCUUUAUAUUCGGAUACUCAUUUUCCAAAAUAGCUAAUAAGUCAUUGAGUAAACUGCAUUCCAGUAGUAACUAGCAGAACACAUGGCUCUCUUGAAAUGUUCUUCUCUGUUUAACAUAGUUAUAAAAUGUGAAAAGUUGUGUUGUAUAGCUGCAAAAUACUUCUUUUUCUUUUGUAAAAUAGGUUUGUGCCUUUGUAAUGUUGAAGUACUAUAGUAGGUUCACUUCACCUGCUAUAAAAACUUCCUAAGUUUCCUAUUGAAAUUUAAAAAAAAGUCAUCUUUAGUCCUUAUUUUAAGGAUCCAGGAUAGAUGCCAUGUGUGCAGUCCUGCACACUAAUCUUUAUAUAGCUGUUAUACAGAAAAUCCAGGUGUAGCCCAUGCAGGUUCUUUCUAGAAUCCAUGGGUUUAGUUGGUGGCUAACUUAUGGCUCUAGUGUUUGAUACUGUAUUGAGAUACAGAUGAUACACUUGCUACUGCCUUGAUAAGUGAGAUGCUGUGAAUGCACAGAGAGAAAAAUGUAAUAAAUUUGCAGAUCUCAUUUUAGAGAACUGUUAACAAUUUUAGAAAUCAAAAGCUCUUUCUAUUGAAAUUGCUUGUAAUACAGCAAUAAUAAACAAGCUUCUGUAGUUUUGGAUUUCUAGUGAAGUUCUGAGUUGGUAGCUACAAGUUUCAUUCCAGCUGGUCUAUAUUUACUGUUUGGAUUGUAACUUUUGUUUAUUGUAGUAUCAGAGUUUUAAUAUGGCUUUAAAACAACAUGAGAAAAUGAAAUUUAACUUUGAUCAUUAAACUAUGUUUUAAUGACUGCAAAAGCAAA
This is a messenger RNA of Passer domesticus (house sparrow), 5199 nucleotides long. RefSeq names its product boule homolog, RNA binding protein (gene BOLL). The record is from RefSeq and is a predicted model, not a curated record. Gene Ontology annotation, molecular function: translation activator activity; mRNA 3'-UTR binding. The transcript is spliced from 12 exons. Gene Ontology annotation, biological process: 3'-UTR-mediated mRNA stabilization; positive regulation of translational initiation. Lineage: Eukaryota; Metazoa; Chordata; Aves; Passeriformes; Passeridae. Gene Ontology annotation, cellular component: cytoplasm. The coding region runs from base 117 to 977 and encodes 286 amino acids.